AUGGCCGAGGAAUCAGCAGCUAUGAACGCACCAGAAGAAACAAUUAAUCCUGCAACAAAUAAUGAGUAUCGGUGGCCGACAUGGUUAGCAGAGAAAAUCAAACAUGCUAAAAGCAUAGCGCUUAAUCGCCCAUCAUGUCGAACUAUUUUUAGUAUUUACAGGGUUCCUCAUUCGCUCCGAGAAUUGAACAAAGAAGUUUACACACCUCAAGUUAUUUCAAUAGGGCCUUUUCAUUGCCGCUCGCAAAAAUUGCAAUCCAUGGAAAUUUAUAAAUUGAGAUAUUUCAGGAGGUUCAUGGAAAGAAUUACCAAGAUCAACAGGGAUGAGAUGUUAGCAAGCAUUAUACAAGAUUCGGAAGAACGGGUACGUGGAUGUUAUGCAGAGGCCAUUUCAUUUGAUAGUGAUACUUUGAGGCAAAUUAUCCUGGUGGAUGCGACCUUCAUCAUUGAGUUUUUCUUGAGAGCUUGGUCAGAACAAUUUUUGGGAGAUGACGACUCUAUAGAAGCAGAGCCAUGGGCGCUGCUUUCUUGGAUAAAAUCUGACUUGAUAUUACUUGAGAAUCAACUUCCUUUCUUUAUAAUCGAGAAAUUAUAUGAGCUGCUUCCACUCGAUCAGUCUCCCUCAAUAUACCCAUCCAGCUUCCUCGAGCUUACCUUUAACUUCUUUGAAUAUAAGAAUGUUCAAAUGAUACGUCAUGAUGAGAUUGAUUCAGAAAAAGUAAUGCACUUUGUUGAUUUGUUGAGAUACUUUUACUUGCCUCCUCACCAAAUGUUGCUCCCGAAAGAAGUUUUAAUGUAG
This is a messenger RNA of Juglans regia (Persian walnut), 798 nucleotides long. RefSeq names its product UPF0481 protein At3g47200-like. The coding region runs from base 1 to 798 and encodes 265 amino acids. The record is from RefSeq and is a predicted model, not a curated record. Lineage: Eukaryota; Viridiplantae; Streptophyta; Magnoliopsida; Fagales; Juglandaceae. The transcript has a single exon.